Molecule: messenger RNA, 1386 nt
Organism: Sebastes umbrosus (honeycomb rockfish)
Lineage: Eukaryota; Metazoa; Chordata; Actinopteri; Perciformes; Sebastidae
Gene: mboat4
Product: membrane bound O-acyltransferase domain containing 4
Exons: 3
Coding region: 1-1293 (430 amino acids)
Biological process (GO): lipid modification; peptidyl-serine octanoylation
Cellular component (GO): endoplasmic reticulum membrane
Molecular function (GO): serine O-acyltransferase activity
Source: RefSeq, a predicted model, not a curated record
AUGGGUUUGAUGAACUGGUUGUGGGAACAACACCUUUUUCUAAUGCAUCAAUGUUUUUCACUACCAUUUGCAUUUUUGUUUUAUUUUCUUGCUAAACGGGGAUAUCUGUCUUUGACGUACAGGUACCUGUUUGUUUCUGUUGGAGGAUGCGUCCUGGCAGUCGUCACGAUGGGCAUCUACAGCUCGCUUCUCUUCACCUCCACCGUCGUCUUUAUUCUGCUCGUGUGCUCCGUGGAUCCCAGCUGUGUCCACGUCUGGGUGUUUGGUAUCCAGAUGUUGUGGCAAACCUUCUGGCACCUGCUUAUACAGUACAGGGAAUACUACAUGCAUGAGCCUGUCAGCAUCAGAUUGUUUUUGGCAGUGUCCACAUUGAUGCUGCUCACUCAGAGAAUCACUUCGGUGUCCAUGGACCUCCAGGAGGAACGAGUCCUGCUAACAUUUAAAUCCAAAAGGGAGGCUUGUGUGAUGCUUCUUCCUCUCAUCAGCUACAUCCUCAAUUUCACCACACUGCUCGGUGGGCCUUUGUGCUCCUACAGCCGAUUUGUGUCCUCAAUGGCGGGGAUCAGCCUUAACGCUCCACCGAAUCCACUGGGUGUAGUCUUCCUAAAGUUGAUGCAGGUGUUAUUGCUGGAGUGGUUAAGGUAUUGUCUUGUCCAUUUUCUGAAACACAACCCGUAUGAUCCAUCCAACUCUAUGAUUCUCUAUGGCGUCCUGUGGGUUUGGAGUCUGGCGGUGGUUUUGAGGAUCCAAUAUUAUUCUCACUGGAAGGUCAGUGAGUGCCUCAAUAACGCAGCUGGGUUCGGCUUUUGGGAAAAGUCACCAGGAGACUCCCCAGACUGGAGCAGACUAUCCGAUGGAGAUUUCUGGACCAUCGAAGCGUCGAGCUGUAUGUCAGAGUUUGCCCGACGAUGGAACGCCACAACAGCUUCAUGGCUGCGUAGGCUUGUUUAUAUAAGGUGCAAACGUUUCCCGUUGUUCAUGACUUUUAGUUUCUCACUGUGGUGGCACGGCUGUCAUUUAGGUCACUUUGUGGGAAUUUGGACCUGGGCGGCAACAGUGAAAGCAGAUUAUCAUAUACACAGGUACUUGCACACAAAACUGUCGUCAACAUGGCGGAAAAUAUACACCUGUUUAAGCUGGAUGAACAUUCAAAUGAUUGUUGCUUGUAUUGUUAUAGCAAUAGAAUUCAGAAACAUGUCUGGUCUUAGACUUUUGUCUCUAACACACAUAGGUCUGUUUCCACUUUUUAAUAUAAUUCUGUUCUUUAUUUUAUUAAAACACAAUACAGAUUAGUAAUUAGGCUUGAACGAUUUUGAAAAAUAUCUAAUUGGGAUUAUUUUGACUGAUAUUGCAAUUGCAAUAUGAUUUGCAAUAUUACAUAAUUAU